CGGCCCUUCACGGGACGGGUACGCCAACGGACAUUUGGGGAAGAGUUAGGUGGGCUCCAGGUUGGACAAACGUUGGAGGGAAGUGAAAUAACGGACGCUCACUGCCUCAAUUUACUACUCCUUGCCGUUCAAACGUCAUUACAGGCCUAUCACUGCGUCGUGCUGUGCACCCACGGACCCGUUCAGUACCCCGUGGGCUGGUAUUGUGUUGGACUACAACACCAGCCGGGCCAUUCAUCAGAGAGAUUUGUCUGUUCAUGUCGACAGCUACACUACAUAUUACAAAGCAGGUGCACGGUGAACCAUUGAGACGCCUAGAUAUGAUUUUGUUGUCCCGAGUGUCAUUAACAGGCGACAUAGCCAGCUAGCGUGACCCAGACACAUAACCAACACACUGCAAAUACCAAGUUAUAACGAUGUAUCCGACGUGUACGCGGACAGAGAAUCAAAGAAUAUUUGCUUAUCCUACAAGCUGAAUGUUCAUUUGCGGGAACGUUAAUAGCAUAGGACACGCUAAAACCCUACUGACGGUACCUAAAACGUUAGAUUUUGGUUGGAAGUUUAGUUGCAAUUGUUAUUCCCGACUUGGGGUAUAAGUGUGCUAGGUGUCGCGUAUGUAACACGACAAUACAUUUGAAGUCUUGAAGUAAAUAUAUUAUAUUUCGAAAAUGCCGGCGAACGUUGCUCGCGAGUCUCUGAUGUCCAAGUUCAAGGCCCAUUACAAAAAGAACAAUCAUCCAUUGACGCCCGAGUUUGUUAUUGCGCACGCCGUGCCUAUGUUCUUCUUCACUAUCGUCGGCACAUGGGUGAUUGGCAUCGCCGAUGUCCUACCCACCAUCUACAGGGACAAGGGACCGACUACGGUGCUGCUGCAGAGACUGUUCGUAUCCUUCCUCUUCGCCGAGAUGAUGAUGAAUUGGCUGUGUAUCCGAUACGUGGAUUCGUCCUACUCCCAUUAUAAGAAGUCAGGUCAAGGUCACUCGAUUGAUGUGGAAGGUCAAGGCGAUGGGAAAGGAAAAACUUCCGUUGAGAACAAUGAAAACGGAAGUCGGACGCCGCAGACCGCUGGGCUGCGUGAACGAUUCGUUAAACCAUCUUCUAUGGAUUUUUCUGGUUCGGCGAGCAAGGAUAAAACUGGGGGUAAAACUGUUAAAUACCCUUACUGGUCGUGGUGUCCAUGUUUUCAGUGUGACGUCAUGCGGCCCCCUCGAUGCCACCACUGCGCGCUAUGCAACACGUGUAUUCUCAAACGGGACCACCAUUGCUACUUCGCGGGCACCUGCGUGGGGUGGCGGAAUCUACGUCAUUUUGUGAUAUUCUGUCUGUGGGCAACGCUUGCGUGCUCCUACGCUCUUGUCCACGCCUUGUAUUACAUCUACCACUAUUUCUGGUUCCGGAUUUCAUACCUCGACUUCAUGCCACCAUUAACAGUAUUACGGAUGAUGCUCGGUUACACGUCUCCAAUAGUUGUUAUAUACAUGUCUGUCACAUGUUUUUUGUUCUAUUUUGCUUUUUUAUCAGCUUCGUUCUUACUUGAACAUACAAUGAUGAUCAAGAAUGGAAUGACCUCAUUUGAACAUGACAAUCUGAACAGAAAAAAAAUUGAGAUCAUUGACAACCGUCCCCUAUCUGGAAGACUUCAGUCAGUGUUUGGACUUAACUGGGGCCUGAGUAUUUUUCUUCCAUUACACAAUGUGUACCCCCCAACUGAGGACCCUCUACUGUGGCCAACGAUUAAGGUACAACGUCAUACCUCGGAGUAAAACAUUCUGAAAAGCAGUUGCCAUCUCUCCAGCAAUCCCACACCGUCCAGAUUCCGUGAAAGGCUCCCACGGAACAGUGAUGUAAUUCACGAGCUGAGAUAGGUCGAUCUUACCGACAGUCACUACUGCAAUCACACUUAUCAUGAAACUGUACAUGUUUCUUACUCAUUUAAAAUAUUUGCUUUUACCAAAUAGAUGUACAUAUAUUUACUGGUAUAUGGAUUUUCUAUAACAUUGUUUAUAUGGCAUUUGUGAUUACAGCAUGUUGUGCCGCCGAAUCAUUUUUUAGAAUAUAUAUUAGGUAUUAGAUCGAUAUUUUCAAAUGGUAAAUAUUUCUACUGUACGGUGCCGCCAAAAUUGUUGCUGCUAUUGAUCACUUUGUGCUUUAAACUGUGUUGCCUGAAUGGCACAGUCUUGUAAACUUCCCGUUCAAUACGAAAGUAAAAACACCGAGUAUGGCA
Haliotis rubra (blacklip abalone) is the source of this 2224-nucleotide messenger RNA. RefSeq names its product probable protein S-acyltransferase 22. The record is from RefSeq and is a predicted model, not a curated record. The transcript has 2 exons. Gene Ontology annotation, biological process: protein targeting to membrane; peptidyl-L-cysteine S-palmitoylation. Lineage: Eukaryota; Metazoa; Mollusca; Gastropoda; Lepetellida; Haliotidae. Bases 669 to 1763 code for a protein of 364 amino acids. Gene Ontology annotation, cellular component: endoplasmic reticulum; Golgi apparatus. Gene Ontology annotation, molecular function: protein-cysteine S-palmitoyltransferase activity.